This is a messenger RNA of Gekko japonicus, 1813 nucleotides long. RefSeq names its product ubiquitin conjugating enzyme E2Q family-like 1 (gene UBE2QL1). The transcript is spliced from 2 exons. NCBI's taxonomy places the organism in Eukaryota, Metazoa, Chordata, Lepidosauria, Squamata, Gekkonidae. The record is from RefSeq and is a predicted model, not a curated record. The coding region runs from base 43 to 528 and encodes 161 amino acids.
GGCCGGCAGGCGCACUGCACGCAGGUGCGGACCCGGCGGCUGAUGAAGGAGCUGGCGGACAUCGCCCGCCUGAGCGACCGCUUCAUCUCGGUGGAGCUGGUGGACGAGAGCCUCUUCGACUGGAACGUCCGGCUGCACCAGGUGGACAAGGACUCGGUCCUCUGGCAGGACAUGAAGGAGACCGGCACCGACUGCAUCCUCCUCAACCUCACCUUCCCGGACAACUUCCCCUUCGGGCCGCCCUUCAUGCGCGUCCUCAGCCCCCGCCUGGAGAACGGCUACGUCCUCGACGGCGGCGCCAUCUGCAUGGAGCUCCUCACCCCCCGCGGCUGGUCCAGCGCCUACACCGUCGAGGCCGUCAUGCGCCAGUUCGCCGCCAGCCUCGUCAAGGGACAGGGCCGCAUCUGCAGAAAAGCCGGGAAGUCGAAAAAGUCCUUCAGCCGCAAAGAAGCCGAGGCAACAUUUAAGAGUCUAGUGAAGACCCAUGAAAAAUAUGGGUGGGUCACUCCUCCGGUGUCCGACGGCUGAUGCUGCCUAUGAUCCACCCGCCAGACGCUAAAUGAGACACCAACGUAAAGCGAAGUACUCUUGACAUCUCCUCAAUGCAUAAACACACACAUCCAUCCUUUUUCUACUUCAGCUUCUGUUAGAUGUCAUGAAUGUCACGGAGACGUCCAAAUUAUUUAUGAACAGAUCUGUUUACAGGGGGGUGGGGAGGGGAAAUGCUGUAUAAGAUUAUAUUUUAAAACUGGCAAAAUGAUCAGUUUUGAUCACCUUUUGAGUCACUUUAGAACAGAUGCUGAGAUUGUAUUGCCUCUUCAGACCCUUCUCCAUCCGAGCCCCGUUCCUCUCGCUGCUCCUGCCGCGUCUUCCCCCCGGCUCAGCAGCACCGACCAGCCAUCCUGGGAUCUCCAUCCGCCAUCAUUCCGUUCGUUUAUAUGUUAACAACAACAAAAAAAAUGAAGCUGUUAGUAUUUAAAUAGGGAAGCAAGUGCAUUGCAGAUCCAUUUUUGCUGUGCUGUUUUUAAAGUUUGUGUUUCCAAACAGGUCAACCUGACUUUGAAGAUGUGUUUCUUUUGUGUGGAGCUGUGGUCUGCCGUGGCUGAAAUUUCAGGCCCCAUUUGUGCUAUGUGACAUGACCUUUGGUCUCCUUAAAAACAGAAGGACAGGAUUCUAGCAAAGACACAAGCUCUAGAGUUGAAAAGGGGAAGAAAAGUACCCAGCUGGUCAGAGGUGUGCUGGCUCUGGUGAUCCUGUGGUGUGUAGUUGCUCAAGGCAGGAACAAAAAAAUACACCAUCAUGUGGAGGUCAAAAUGGUUUUGGGAACCAGAUACACCCGAGCCAAGGGGGCAGCAAGGGGCUGGUGACCCACAUAGCGUCUAUCUUCCUAGUAGAAUGGGGUACUUUAAGAGCUGCAUAUUUAUCUGUCAGCCUCUGCAACUGCCAAACAAAAUAAAAUGAGACAAAAUAAAAGAACUAAACUAACAGUACUCAACUUAAAAAAAAAAAAAGAUGGACCAGUUACAAAAGCUAAGUCAGAUUUUUUUAAGGCCUUUCUAGGACUAUUUGCAUGCCUGGAUUCUCCCCCCCAUCCUACCCCACCCCAACACGAUAGAGACGUUGCAUCUCCUUCCAGCCCAAUGUCAGAGAGAAUCGACUACUAUAUAAAGGCCCGGGGGGGUUGCUAAGGAUUCAUGUUUCCCCCUUCUACUCGACAGGUUUUUAAGACUUCAUAUAAUGUUCCUAUGAACACAAAGGAUGAGCUUGGAAAUGUGAAACCUGACUGUGUUGGACACAUUCUGAAUAAAAUCAA